UUGAUGGAGUGACUCAUUUUCUUAGCGUCGGAAAUCUGAUCCCUGAUAAGUGCCAGCAACCGUCAGCCCACCCUCCGCCGGUUCCACCUCGAUAUCGUUGGACCCAUGCCCUCUUUGAAAGGUAAACGCGGGCGUGGUGGUCAAGGCGAUGGGGUUUCCCUGCGGUCAUCCUUGUCGAGGGCCGCUCCUCUCUCACCAAGUCAAGGAGCUAAACGGACCAAAUUCACGGCCGUAUCGACGGGUCCUGGGUCGGAUCCACGCUUUGCCACGCUCAUUGACGUGCUCACGGCCGGUGGGUUGGUGUUGGUGGCCCCAGGUGGCCUGGCAGGUCACAUCUUGAAGACCCACACUAAUCAAGUCAUCAAGACCGUGACUCAACUCUUUCAGGCUGAUUUGGCUUACCCGGAGAAAGUCAACGCGUUUAAUUUAGAGGCCCAAGCCUAUUUGGAAAAUCCCGAGGCUCUGAAUCAAGCCCUGAUGCCGUGUCAAAGUGAAGUGAUGGGAGUUAAUCCUCAGGAGGAUUCUCUCGUUCGAGUGUUGCUCAAGAUAGAAGAGGUGCAGCCCACAUUUCUACCCUGGCUUUUGGAACAAUUGGCUCUAAUCGCCCUGAAUGAAGACGAAAACUCGGCUGGCUUGAGCUUAGUUCAAAGAGCUCAACAAAUCAAUGUGCCUCGAUUGAUUCUAUCGCAAGUGUCCUGGCUGAAUAAGAUUGUCCAUCCCGAAUCCUUGGCCGAUAAAAUCACUGAAAUUUUGGAUGCUGUACCUACUAAGGCCCAAUUUGACGUCAUCUCAGCUUUACCCGAGAUUAUUGACGAAGCCUUUCAUGGCAAAAUAGCCAUGUUUUUAAGAGACAUGAUGAAGCAAAAGACAGAGCUUUCCAGUACCAUUUUGGAGGCUUUUACCAAUUUGUCUUUGGAUUCUGACAUAUUGGGUGAAAUCCAAUCGUCAAUUUUGAAAACGUUGGGUUCAAUUCGGUUCGAAGACCUUCCCGUGAAUGUGAAAUUCGUUCUCCAAUCCAUGGAACCGGGAGAGGAGAGUCACGUGAUCAAGGACCUUCGGGAGACUUUAGAUAUCGUCCCGCCUCAGAUUUUAACUCAAGCCACGCAAAGAAAGCUCAACAACGAGAUCAAAGACGUGUCUAAAAUGAUUUUGGACCUCAUUCGCAACGAAUUUUAUGGUCGCCGUAAACUCAUUGAUGCUUGGUUCCGAGCCAUUGAAGGAGUGAAGACAUCAGCAGAGCACAAAACAUUGGAUGUCAUGGUCCUACUUAUCAUCCACAGCUUUCCAAACCGAUGUAAACACGUGCAAAGCCUUUUUAAAAACAAGGUUCGAGCGAGCUUGUUCACGGAGGACUUGAUAUCAAAGACCUUAAACCAUCAUAAGACCAGCGUAAAAGAAAUGUUUGAAGAUAUAAUGGGCAUAGCCGAAGCUCUAUCCAUGACUUUGGAGCCUUCCCUCAAUCAGUGUGCCGUUAUUAUGUACAGAGAAAUGUUUCUCAAUCUUGACCGCUUCUGCAAGCAAGACCUUAUUGGGGAUCUUGUGAGCAAAUUGAGUUCGGGUGGAUCGCCCUCGUUACGAAGGACUUCCAUUCGAACUCUUGCCCAUCUUACCUUUGACUACACCGUUCAGCUUGUUCCAUUCUCCAUGUUCGUGGCCAGCAUUUUGGAUCACGUCGUUAGUUUGGACUUAGCUGACGUCCGACCUAUCAUGGAUAUCCUGUCGUUUUUGGCCUAUUCCAAAGCCGAAGGCGAGUCUUCACUUCAAGACAAUCUUCAGAUUGUUAUCAGUAAGCAAAUUGCCUCCACCAAUCUUAAGAUCAGACGAAUGGGUAUCACCAGCGCCGUGAUGACAGUCAAGAACAUGUCCAAUGAUCCCAUGGUAGAAGAAUGUGGUGUUCAAGACCCCAUGGGCUCUCAAAUCACGACAACAAGCGCCAAUUCUACAAUGGUAUCUAUUUCCACUCUGCGUCAAGCUCGUGACAUCUUGGAUAACGUAUGCAGUACCAUGAAAAGUGCCCAUGAUAUUGGCGGCCUUUUCAUGGAUGAGCUCUCUGUUGUUAUGCAAUCGAGAAAAUUACACAAGAAACUGGAGAAAUGGGUUGCCAACACCAUGACCAAUGACUUUGAGGAUGAGUUUGUGGUUGACAUUGCCAAGGAGGAUCUUGGCGUUGAGAAGCAAGAUUACAUUCCGAUCAUGCCCAUGUACAAUUUGGAGGAUCCUGAAGAUCUGGCUAUUGUGCUCAAUAUUGUUCCUCUUUUGAUCCAAGCCUCAGAAGUCAACCAGGCCAAGUCUAAAUCGACGGCCAUUUCUCGCCUUAUCCCGCACUUCCGGUUACUGAUUAAGUGUACUAAAGCGUUGAAGGGAAAUGAUUUGAGUGACGUUGAUGCUCUAUUGUCAUGUCCGGUGUUGUUGCCCUCUCCCAACGUCAUUGAAAAAUUUGAAUCUUUGUCAUUCAUGGAACGCAAUGUGACCUGCUCUGCUCUUUUCUAUGGAGCCAAUUGGAUUCGAGAGGUGUUGAACGCUUUUGCCAACCAUGAAGCCGAAGAACCCAUCAAGCAUCGCAUCUUGAAUCGAUUGAAGACUUUAGUUAAACUUGAAGAGGACUUGAAAGCAUGCUUGCGGUUCCAUUCCUCCUUCAUUCCGCCUACUGUUCUUCAUAUGGUGGAGGUGUCAGGAUGGAAACCACCGACUAGCAAUUCUGGAGGGCGUGGGAGAAAAAUUGGAGCUGGUGCGAAAGGGAAGGGCAUUGGAAAAGGCCGCAAAAGGAAAAGUGAUGAAGACUCGUCCCAAUCGCAAUCUGUUCAAAACGAGUCGCAAAAAAAUGUCACUCAAGUGCCUCAGAAAGAAGACUUAGGGGAUGGCAGUACCGUGAUUGAGCUGGAUUACUAUGCGCCUUUCUUCCGAGAAUUCGACCUCGACGUUUUCGCCAUUUUGUCCUUCGACACGGUAACUAUCGAGUCGGAAUUAGACUGGGAUCAAGAGAUUGUUGACCCCAAGCUCAGGCCAUCUGAUCUCAUUCUUCUUUUGAAAGACCUUCAUAGCAAGUUGAGUCAUACCCUGGUAUCUUCAAGAACGAAAAAGGGCUUCCCUGGUAAAACCAGCUGGAAAGAACUAACCUUCUCUAAUCUAGAUAACAAAUCGCCCAAAGAAGUCGCUCAGUUCGCCAUCAACCACUUGGAUUUUCUCUUAGGCGACCUCGAAGCCAUCGCAGAAUACUUCAAACGUCUCAUUGACAUCAACGAUGGAGUGCUCGAUUGUGCGAAUAUGUUUCAUGAUGGAACUCCUAUCAUUUGCGAAUGCUUCCAAAUCUUAUUCAUCCUCCUCAAAGUGAUAUUCUCUUGGAAUGGAUUCUUGGGUCAUGACCAACGUCCUCUUCUUCGAGAGGGUCUGCACAUGAUGGCUAGAAGGAUCAAUUCCAAAAUCAAGCUAUCGCAUCCCACUAGUGAAUUGGCGGCAGCCUCGAUCAGUUAUUUAGCCAAAUUUAGUGAUUGGAUUCUGAUCAUUGGAAUCGCCUCAGCCCAAACCAAACUCAUGGAUCAUCUGCUGCAGUUUACCGACGAAGAUUCUCCCAAAGCACUCCUAGCCGAGAGAGUUGAAAGUUAUCUCAAACGAGAAUGGAGAUCACCCAAGGGACAAUCUGAGAAGGGUUCCCUUUUCAACUCUCAUGUUGAAUCGCUUUUGAAGACUUACCUACGUUGCUCUGAAAACCCCGUCCAAGCCAUGGGAGCCUACAUUCCCGACGAAUUCACCCGAGUGGCCGAAGGUAAAGGAAAGGAUGCAGUGUCUGAGAUGUAUCCCACCCUGAGUAAGUCAACGUUUGGAAUUCAUCAUCGAAUUUUUCUCGAAACGCUCGCGGAACAUGGGAAGUCGUUAAUAUAUGGGGCGAGCAAAAAUCACGAGGAGCAUUUGGAAGUGUGGAUGGUGGUAAGUGUGCAGCUCUUCGAAUUGCUCAAGAUCUUGAAGGUGCAGAGCAGCAACCGUGGUCUCUUGAGAUUUGCCCUCAAGUACAGUCGGCUGCUUCUCGAUCAUUUUCUCAAGCAUGGGAUGCCAGUAGUAGAUAGGAUGUUCCGAAAAAGUCGGGAAGACUCGAUUACGCUCUUGAAGAACAUGCAGCAGAGCACUCGGUUGCUUCAACAUGCCUGCUCACAUUCCAAAAUCUUCAAAGAUGUGUCCUUGGCUAAGCACGUGCCGAUGCUCAAGAAGACCUUGGAAACCUUCGUUUAUCGAGUCAAGUCCAUGUUGGCCUUGAAUGACGCAGUGGACGCCUUUUGGCUGGGCACCUUGAAAACGCGGGACCUCAGUGGGAAAGAGAUUUUGUCCCAAACCUCAGUAGAGAGCGAAGAGGAGGAGGUUGAACCCGGGGAAGAGGGAGAUGAAGAUGCCUUACCUGAAGAAGACCAAUCGGAUGUUGAGCUCGACGACGAUGCAUCCUCAGAAAAAGAUCAAAACGACGAGGAAGAUGCGGACGACGGGGACAAAUAUGUAUAAGAUUUGAACGCCCCAUUGAAGACAAGGCCAUGAAAAUUAUAAUCACUGAUAUGAACAGAA
Molecule: messenger RNA, 4548 nt
Organism: Tigriopus californicus
Lineage: Eukaryota; Metazoa; Arthropoda; Copepoda; Harpacticoida; Harpacticidae
Gene: Fancd2
Product: Fanconi anemia group D2 protein homolog
Exons: 2
Coding region: 106-4488 (1460 amino acids)
Biological process (GO): homologous chromosome pairing at meiosis; double-strand break repair involved in meiotic recombination; interstrand cross-link repair
Cellular component (GO): nucleus; condensed chromosome
Molecular function (GO): DNA polymerase binding
Source: RefSeq, a predicted model, not a curated record